Messenger RNA from Arctia plantaginis, 903 nucleotides. The record is from the annotation of a GenBank genome assembly. Lineage: Eukaryota; Metazoa; Arthropoda; Insecta; Lepidoptera; Erebidae.
AUGGAAAUGGAAACUGAUCCACUGGAAGGCAGCAGUUAUGAUCUAGGAGUGAGUGUCAAAACAGAAAUAAAAGAAGAAGAUGACGAGGAUCAAUAUAAUACGAUGGCCCUCCUGGAACUCGCCCAAUGUGUACAAACUAAUCAAGAACCGAUUGAAUUCAAUUCAACAGACGCCAUGAUGGACCCAAAAACUGGUCUGAUGAUAUGUCUCCACUGCCUCGAAGACUUCGACUCCAACAAUCUUUCUGACCACAUGGUUACCAAGCACAAUUAUCGUCGAGUAUUAUUUAAAUGUAACUUAUGUAUGCAGACAUUUCAAGAAAGGAAAUUACUACUGAUCCAUCGCCAGGAGUGUCGCCCAGAACAGAAAGUGAGAAAACGCACUUCCUUCCAGCAGAUAAUGAAGGAAGUCGAGUCUAAAUACUUCACAAAUGAUCAGGACCUAUUGGAGAUCGUGUCGUGUCCGAUUUGUCUACUGGAUCUGCCGAAGUAUUAUUUGAAAGAGCAUUUACUGAAUGAACAUCAGAAACCAGAUGUGGUAUUGACCUGUGGACGAUGUAAUAGAAACUUUAAAUCGAAGUUAACAUUGAGGGAGCACGUGAAACUGGUCCAUGAAGCUGUAGAAGAUUCUCAGGAGUGUGAGCUUUGCGGGCAGAAGUUUAGAAGCUUGAAGUAUCUUGCCAAUCAUAAGAGGAAUGUGCAUCCAAGUGGUAACAAAAUCCACAAAUGUGAAAAAUGUGGUAAAGAGUUCAAGAGUCGUCUGUGCCUCCAUCAGCAUUCUAAGUAUGUACAUCCGCCGGAAUCAGCGUCCGUAGAGUGUCCACACUGUCCUAAUAAAGUGUUCAAAUCUCGGAUGAACUUGCAACAGCAUCUGAAGGUCUCACACGGAUGGAAAAAGAAGUAG